ACCCAAAAGGCUCUAUAAUAUGAACAAAAGACGUUAAAGUAUUUGAAUGUAGUUUACACAGAUCUCAGCUAAUUCUGAAUUUGGGGAAUCCCCUAAUUGUAGAAUAAGACUCUCAUUUGUAUUGCAUGUAAUGCGUAGAAUACUUCAGUUGCAAUUUUGUACUUGCGUGGAAUUUUUCUUUUUAGAUUUUCUGUUGAAAAUGAAUUCUAAAAACCACACGUUUACUCGCGACCUGGACAAAGAAGAACUCUGCGUCCUUCAGAGCUGCCAAAAAUGGAGAAAACUCUUUAUCGUUGGUUUAUCAAAAUGCGGAAUAAAAACUGGCCAGUAAGUGCCUUAAUGUUGAAAGAAAAGGCCAAAGUUCUGCAUGCACAAGUAAAGGAAAAUGAACCUAACUUCAACGCUAGUGAUGGAUGGCUUCAAGGAUUUAAAAAAAGGUACGGAAUUCGACUGCUGCAAAUAUCAGGCGUAAAACUAUCUUCGCUGCCUCAGCUCGUGGAUCCAUUUAAGGAAAAACUUAGAGCUAAAAUGGCCGAGCUGGAGCUGUGUAACGAUCAGUCAUAUAAUGCUGAUGAGUCAGGCUUAUUCUGGAAACUUCUGCCAGAAAAAACGUACGUGUCCAGUAUGGAAAAGAGAGCCCCAGGCGUUAAGUAGGAAAAUCAGCGAAUCACGCUGCUUUAAAAACUUUCAAUGCCCCACAGACUAUAAGAGCUCAAAAUGCGCCUGGAUGACGUCGGCUGUUUUCAAGAAAUGGUUUCAUGAGUCCUUCGUUCCACAGGUGAGGAUUUAUUUUGUAUUUUUUUUAACUUUUUUCUUUUAAAUUUGUUUUUUAGGUAACGUCAUUUUUAAAGGAGAAAGGUUUGCCAAUUAAAGCUCUUCUCCUAAUCGACAACGCUCCUUCUCACCAAAAUGAAGCUCAGCUGGCAACGGAGGAUGGACAAAUUUUGGCAAUGUUUAUGCCACCAAACGUUACUCCCUCAUCCAACCAAUGGAUCAAAAUGCCAUAAAGAUCACAAAGUUGCAUUACAGAAACAGCCUUUUAGCCUCAUAGCAGCUACAAACUCCAAUUUACUCGAUUCGAUGAAAAAAAAUUACUUUACGAAGAGCUAUAAAUCUUUUGGUUGCUGCUUGGAGUCGUGUCAGCGAAGUAACAUUAGCUAAUUGCUGGAAAAAUAUUUUAAAUUUUACGGCAGAUGAUGACGAUCCCGAAGAUAGUGUUCCGCUCGCAGUUUUAAAAGAAAAAUGGGGAGUUGAACUUGAUGAGCAAUACCGUCGAUCUCCUCAACAGUUUGAAUGCUGAGGCUGAAUUAACGCUACCAGGCGUUCAUGAAUGGAACGAAGAUAUUGAAGAUGAUAAUGCAAAUGACGAGCAUGAAGAAGAAUACGUUUCCGAUGAAGGCAGCGUAUCGGAGGUAGAGGAGAAAAUUAAGCGGACUGAAGCAGUUGAAAUUUUCAACAAGGCGAUAAGGUAGGCUGGUCAUGAAGACGUCGAUCCAAAUGAUGUAAAUGUACUAAGACGUCUAAGAGAGAAAGCUGUGCUCCAACUUUUAGAAACACAGAAGAAACGAAAAGGAUGACUGAUUUUUUCAAAUAAAUCCAAGAUUUUGUAUAAUAUGUGUUACGUAAAAAUGUAUAUGUAAUGAAAACAUGAAUAAAAUGUGAACUCCAAUAUAUAAAUACGUACUAUU
This is a messenger RNA of Zeugodacus cucurbitae (melon fly), 1688 nucleotides long. RefSeq lists its product as uncharacterized. Bases 1260 to 1472 code for a protein of 70 amino acids. The transcript is spliced from 2 exons. The record is from RefSeq and is a predicted model, not a curated record. NCBI's taxonomy places the organism in Eukaryota, Metazoa, Arthropoda, Insecta, Diptera, Tephritidae.